UAAUAAAUUUGAUACCAGUAUGCUGUUCAGUAAAAUUCAAUUUCAGUCAGCAUGUGAAGGCAAGAUCAUUGGAGUAUUUACUGUAGAAGAAAACAUGUGCAACAAUAUGGAUGCUUUGCAUGGCGGAUACAUAUGUUCAAUAAUGGACGCGGUAACAACUUAUGCACAGAUGUCCAACAAAAAUGGACGAUUAAGUUGGACCACUGAUGUUCAAGCCAAAUUCCUAAAAUCAGCCAGACUAGGCGACCGUAUAGUAGUUGAGACGACACCCCUAACAAACGGUUCACAUUCAGUAAUGGAGGCUACACUACGGAAUGAGGCAACAGGGUCUUUAAUCGCAAAAGGAACAGUUACUUUGGUAGCAGGCGCUGAGAAAUUUCAACAUAAGGCCAAGGAUGUUAUUAAGUUUGAUGUUUAUGAAGAAGAUUAAAUGGAAAUGUAG
Hyposmocoma kahamanoa is the source of this 442-nucleotide messenger RNA. RefSeq lists its product as uncharacterized. The transcript is spliced from 3 exons. NCBI's taxonomy places the organism in Eukaryota, Metazoa, Arthropoda, Insecta, Lepidoptera, Cosmopterigidae. The coding region runs from base 20 to 430 and encodes 136 amino acids. The record is from RefSeq and is a predicted model, not a curated record. Gene Ontology annotation, molecular function: fatty acyl-CoA hydrolase activity.